Molecule: messenger RNA, 1442 nt
Organism: Larimichthys crocea (large yellow croaker)
Lineage: Eukaryota; Metazoa; Chordata; Actinopteri; Sciaenidae
Product: 5-hydroxytryptamine receptor 3A-like
Exons: 9
Coding region: 54-1442 (462 amino acids)
Biological process (GO): monoatomic ion transmembrane transport
Cellular component (GO): membrane
Molecular function (GO): extracellular ligand-gated monoatomic ion channel activity; transmembrane signaling receptor activity
Source: RefSeq, a predicted model, not a curated record
CAGAAAACACAUCUGAAAAGCUCCUCUAACACACACCACCUACGGCUGCAGAUAUGAUGCACGCUGCUUUUCUCCUCCUGUUCGUCUUUGCAGUAGCUGGGGUGCCCGCUGCAAAAAUGUGCACUUACCAGGACGUUCUGGACUACCUGAACCUGACCGCAGAUAACAGUGUGUUUAAACUGACCCGGCCUGUUCUCAACUACACACACCCCACCAUAGUAGAGCUGGACAUCCUCCUCUAUGCCAUCUUGGCUGUGAGAUGGAACGAUGAGCGCAUCUCUUGGGACCCCUCUCAGUUUUGUGGAAUCACUCGGAUCUCGAUUCCUAGAGAAAUGCUCUGGAGACCGGACCUCUUUAUCUAUGAGAUGAUACAGAAGGAUGAGUCCCCUCAGAAUCUCUACAUGAGCGUGACAUACAAUGGGAUGGUCAUUUCUGAGGAGGACAUAAAGGUUGUCAGCACCUGUAAGAUGGACGUCCACAAGUUCCCCUUCGAUACGCAGAGAUGCAACAUUUCCACUGGAUCUGCAAUACACUCUGUUGAUGAAAUCCGAGUCCUUCCUUUCUCCAACUCCUCCCGAGCGACGCAGUUUUCCCGAGAGGUGAUGAAGACGCAGGGAGAGUGGGAGUUUCUCCAACUAACUGUCGACACAGCCAAUUUCACCUUCCACGAUAGAGAGUGGGAACAGCUCGUAUACACUUUCACCGUAAAGAGGAGGCCUCUCCUCCAUGUCAUCAACUUCCUGUUGCCCAUCCUGUUCUUCCUGAGUCUGGACCUUGCUUCCUACUUCAUCGCAGACCAUCGGGGAGAAAAGCUGGGCUUCAAAGUUACCGUGCUUCUGGCCAUCUCAGUACUGCUGCUCAUCCUGAAUGACAUCCUGCCGUCCAUGUCCAACAAGACUCCGCUCGUAGCUACCUACUGCAUUGUGAUUUUUGCUCUGAUGCUGCUCAGUCUGCUGGAGACAAUCUUGGUUACGUAUCUUAUGGAGCAAGACGAUGCAUCCCAGGAGAAGCUCAGGCUGAGGGACAACUGCGAGGACAAACAGGAAAAAGUCCAAGUCUAUGACUGUAAUACAGAGGAGAAAAGACAGACCUGCUGUUCAUGCAUCUGCAAAGCCUCUGACGAUGAGAAACAGCAUGAAAUGCUGCCUGCGUCUCAAGAGGUAAAGUAUUUUAGUUACAGGAUUGUUAUAGCUAGCCAGGUGGAGGAAAUCCUGUAUGUCAUUGUGGAGAACAGCAUUCAAUCAGGAGAGUCUCAUGUGCUACUGUUGAUCCUGAAAGAGAUGAAGGAUCUGCAAAAAACUCUGAAUCUGCAUCUGGGCUUCAAAAAGGAAGAAGGGAAGGCCAGCCAAUGGGCCACAAGAAUCAACAGAGCGUUCUUCAUUUUCUACGUCACCACUGUGUCACUGUUUAUACCCUUUAUCUUCAUGGAGUGGAACACUUAG